Ahaetulla prasina is the source of this 2493-nucleotide messenger RNA. RefSeq names its product eukaryotic elongation factor 2 lysine methyltransferase (gene EEF2KMT). The transcript is spliced from 9 exons. The record is from RefSeq and is a predicted model, not a curated record. Bases 1 to 1206 code for a protein of 401 amino acids. Lineage: Eukaryota; Metazoa; Chordata; Lepidosauria; Squamata; Colubridae.
AUGAAAAGACUCGCAUCCUCUCAAACCCGCGCACACGCGCUCCCAAACUCACACGGGAGGACACGCACACACACACGCCCACUCGCGGGCGGGCACACACGGAACCUGCCCCUACCACACCUCCGGAAGACCGAACGCACGGAGGAGGAGGAGGAGCCGAUGGAGGAAGGCGGAGGGCAGGCCCUGGAAGAGAAGGCAGCGCUGGGCUUCCAGAGGGGCUUCCUAGCCGGGAAGCGCCUGGCCGAGCUCCCCUGGGAGAGUCUUGAAGAGGUCCUGAAAUAUUCCGAGGAUUCCUCUCCAUUUUUGGCUAUCCUGCAGAAGACUGUGUAUCAUCCACUCUGCUUGAAGUAUCCUCCAUCGGUUCAGUACAGAAGACGCUUCUUAUCCGAGCUGAUCAAAAAGCAUGAAUCUACAAGCACCGAGCCUCUGGAUCAACUCUACGAAGCCCUAGGGGUUGUCCUAAAUUGUGAAGAAACCACACACUGUUACAAGAACUAUUUAUUGCCUUCAGGAGAUGCCAUCACGCUUCGUGAAAAUGUGGCCAUUGUUUCACGGGGAACCACGGGCCUCGUCACCUGGGAUGCUGGCCUCUACUUGGCCGAGUGGGCUCUGGAGAAUUCGGAGGUCUUCAGAAACAGAAGAAUUCUGGAAUUGGGGAGUGGGAUUGGGUUGACGGGAAUUGCCAUUUGCAAGGCUUGCCACCCGAGAGAGUACAUCUUCAGCGAUCAUCACGAGGGCGUCCUUCAACAGCUGUCCGAGAACAUUAAUCUGAAUGGUUUGACUUCGGAGCCUGAAUCUUGCAGCCACCCUACAGAAGAAAGCCCAAACCAUCGGGGCCAUCUUGAAGUUGACCUGGAAGAUGACCACGUCCGAAUAUCUGUAAAAGAACUAGACUGGAAUCUAGUGUCCAAAGAUGAGCUUGCAAAAUUGAAAGCUGACGUCAUUCUGGCUGCAGAUGUGGUAUACGAUCCGGAGGUAAGCCGGCACUUGAUUGGCAUCCUGCAAAAAUUUCCCAGGGACGGCGGGAACAGAGAAACGCCUGAAGUUUACAUUGCCUUCAAUAUCCGAAAUCCGGAUACGUAUCACGACUUCCAAAUGCAACUUGACAAAGUGGAGAUUGGAUGGCAAACGGUAGCUACCUCUUGGAAGAAUCUUUUUCCAUAUGACCAGCAUGCUAAUAUAGUAAUUUUAAGGCUGCACGUUUAAGGGUUUUCCCCCAAACUCUUGGUUGGAAAGCUUUUUCCAAAUAUUACGAUUCGAAAUAACUUCGGCCAUCGUGAGCUGGUUUCAUUCUCAACAUCUUUCUUGGAAGCAUCAAAAUGCCUCUCACACACUUACCUUCAUUACCGGUUUGGAACUGUGAGCACGUACAUGUGCGUGGUGCUUCUGCGCAUGUGCAGAACCUUCUGUGCAUGCGUAGAGCCUCCAUUAUGACAUCCGGGUGGGUGGGUAGAGCCUCCCACCACUUUGCCCGAACUGGGGUGAACCUGUAGAAAUCCACCACUCCUCUCACAGCUACAUUAAAGACUUCUUGAGCCCCAUAUGUUGGAAAUGUAAAAAUAAAGAGGGAACAUAUUACCAUAUGUGGUGGUCCUGCCCCGAAGCCCGUAAAUAUUGGCUAAAAAUUAAAAUGGUUACAGGAAAUCACGAAUGAACAAUUGGAUCUAGAACCGGAACUCUUUUUAUUGGGGAUUUUCAAAAAAAAAAAUGUGAAAAGUAUAAAAUAUGUAAUACUACACAUAUUAACUGCUGCUAGGUUGGCCUUCGCUCAACGUUGGAAACAGCCAUGUAUACCUACAGAGAAACUUGUUAUACAAAAGAUCAUGAACUACGCAGAAAUGGACAAACUAACGCUGAGUUUAAAAGAUAAAAGAGACAUUGGUGUUUUAUAAUAUAUGGGAACAGUGGUAUAAAUGGAUAGAAAGGAGAUAGAUAUUUAGUUACUAAGUAUAACCAAUAGAUAAAACAAGAACAAAUACAUACAAUUUAAUAUUUAUAAUCAUUGCACGGAUUAUUGUUAUAAGAAAAACACCACAAAUAGCUGUUAAGUAAUAUAACCUUUUCCUUUUUUUCCCCUAUGUUUUUAAUGUAAAAAAAGUUUAAUAAAAUAUAUUUUUUUAAAAAAUAAAGACUUCUUGUGUUGUAACCAGUGGCUUUACAAAAGUGUUUCUCUCAGUCUCAUCAACUUUAAGAUGCAUGAAUGUCAACUGCCAGAAUUCCUGUUUCUCAGUCUUAGCAACUUUAUGUGGUCAUGAACUCCCAGAAUUCGCUGGAGAAUGGAAGUUGAAGUCUACACACAUCUUAAAGUUGCCAACGUUGAGAAACACUGAUUUAUAAGAUACGUUACUGAACAUUUGCACAUUGUUUACGGAUUUAAAGUGACUGUGUUGCAAUGUCAGAGUGUAUUUGUAAUCUAUCCCGUUUAUAUAUUUAUGUGAACUAUGUAGAACACAGGCUGUUAUUUUUGUAUAAUAAACAUGAGGUUGCAUAUGG